AUGAAGACAUAUCUCAUUGAUACUUCUGGUUUGGACUAUGAAUAUGAAGAGGCUGAAGAUGCAAAAUACUUUGACCUUAGGGGCACUUUAAGACAAGAUUUCGGACUCGAAGCUGCGUUAUUAAUGCCUCAUAGUAGCAGUAUUUGUUCUCCAAUAUCUGCGUUAUUACCCAUCGGUAAACUAGCCUUGGGAGCUGAAGGUAAAACACUUCGUGAACUCCAGAAAGCCAUCGGAGUGGAUUCAGAUUUGUCCCAUGACUAUGACUCUCCUUCGGAUGAGGUGGCAUCGCAAACACAUGGCAUGAUACCUUCUAUACUGUCAUCCGAUGAUAUAUCGAAAAACACUUCUUUGGUCAUUGUUAAUGCUAUUUAUUUUGCGGGUAAAUGGAAAUAUCCCUUUUCUUCAGUAAGUGUUGGAACUUUUCAUUCGGCGAAAGGCACUAGACAGAUCCCCAUGAUGUCGCGUACUCAGGACUAUGCGUACACGUUCAGCAUGCCUUUAAUGGCGCAGAUUGUAAGGAUACCAUAUCAUGGAGACAAGGCAUCGUUUCUUAUAGUACUUCCGAAGGAGAGAAACGGAUUAGAUUUAGUACUGCAACGUUUAAAUAGCGAACCGAAUUUGUUAGCAUGGGCGAUAUCUAAGAUGGAAAUGACGAAAGUUAUGUUAACGAUGCCUAAAUUUAAAAUAGAAUCUGAAUGGGACCUUCGCGAUUUGUAUCAGAAGGUAGGAAUAAGUACAAUUUUCAGAUCUAAAAAAUCUGAACUUAACAAUAUUGUUAAAAGCCAAACUUUAGUUGUGUCCGCGGCGGUACAGAAGGCUGUUAUAGAUGUUAAUGAAUUGGGCACAGAGGCUGGCGCGUCUUCAGCUAUAUCUAUAGUUAAUUUAUCAUUGGUGGAGCCAAUAAUACUUAAAGCUGACCAUCCUUUCCUGUUCUUCGUAAUGGGAUCAAACCAACAAUUGUUCUGUGGAAUAUUCAACGGCCUUUCAUAA
Papilio polytes (common Mormon) is the source of this 990-nucleotide messenger RNA. RefSeq names its product antichymotrypsin-2-like. NCBI's taxonomy places the organism in Eukaryota, Metazoa, Arthropoda, Insecta, Lepidoptera, Papilionidae. The transcript has 8 exons. Gene Ontology annotation, molecular function: serine-type endopeptidase inhibitor activity. The coding region runs from base 1 to 990 and encodes 329 amino acids. The record is from RefSeq and is a predicted model, not a curated record.